Molecule: messenger RNA, 447 nt
Organism: Wasmannia auropunctata (little fire ant)
Lineage: Eukaryota; Metazoa; Arthropoda; Insecta; Hymenoptera; Formicidae
Exons: 3
Source: RefSeq, a predicted model, not a curated record
AAAAUACCUCCCUUCGUUCAUGUGUGUGGCCGCAACGAUUCCAAUUACAAUCAGUGCAUCGCGAAUAACAUUAUGAAUAUGAGGGCUAAGAUUUGCGAGAAGAAUCCGGAAUUUGGUCUUCCAUCAUUUGAGCCAUUAAUUUUUGACAAAAUGGUUGUUAUCGAGGAACCUAUGGUCAACUUGUAUCUUAGAAACGCAAAAGUACGUGGAAUUUGUGAUUUUAUCAUAAAUUCAGUUCACGCAAACCUCGAUAAACUUCAGUUUAAUAUAAAUUUAACAUUAAAACGAAUUUAUAUGACCACAAUGUAUGAUGUCGCUCUACGUUUGCUAGUACCAAUCAGUCGCAUAGGAUUAAGUCACGUUACUUUGGAUAAUAUCGGAUUAAAAGUAAGCUUGGACAUGAAAGUGACAACAAAGAACAACAAGAAAUAUAUAUACGUCUCGAAA